Messenger RNA from Pipistrellus nathusii (Nathusius's pipistrelle), 1188 nucleotides. Lineage: Eukaryota; Metazoa; Chordata; Mammalia; Chiroptera; Vespertilionidae. The record is from the annotation of a GenBank genome assembly.
AUGCUGGGCCGGAGUCGCCUGCCCGCCGGCCUCCUGGCCUUGGCCGUGGCCGUGGCCGUGGCGCAGCACGCGCCGCCGUGGACAGAAGACUGCAGAAAAUCAACUUACCCUCCUUCUGGACCAACCUAUCGGGGGCCAGUGCCGUGGUACACCAUCAACCUGGACUUACCGCCCUACAAGAGGUGGCAGGAACUGAUCACCGACAAGGCACCUUCGCUAAGGGUUAUGCUGAAUUACCUGAGGGAUGCAGCGAAUAUAUUUGUUCCAAGUGGAAAACUCAUGCAGAUAGUGGAUCAAAAGUUGCCUGGUCUACUUGGCAACAUCACUGGCCCUUACGAGGAGGAAAUGAAGGGGAUUGCAGAUGUGACUGGCCUACCUUUAGGAGAGAUUAUUUCAUUCAAUAUUUUCUAUGAAUUUUUUACCAUUUGCACCUCAAUCAUAGCAGAGGACAAGAAAGGUCAUUUAAUACAUGGGCGAAACAUGGAUUUCGGAAUAUUCCUUGGGUGGAAUAUAAAUAACAACACCUGGACCGUAACCGAGCAGCUAAAACCUUUAACCGUGAAUUUGGAUUUCCAAAGAAACAAAAAGACUGUCUUCAAGGCUUCAAGCUUUGCUGGCUACGUGGGCAUGCUAACGGGAUUCAAACCAGGGCUCUUUAGCCUUACACUAAAUGAGCGUUUCAGCACGAACGGCGGCUUUAUGGGUGUCCUGGAAUGGAUUUUGGGAAAGAAAGAUGCCAUGUGGAUUGGGUUUCUAACUAGAGCAGUUCUGGAAAAUAGUACAAGUUAUCAAGAAGCCAAGUAUAUAUUGACCGAAACGAAGAUACUGGCUCCAGCAUACUUUAUCCUGGGAGGCAACAAGUCGGGGGAGGGCUGUGUGAUUACACGAGAAAGAAAGAGAUCCUUGGAUGUUUAUGAACUCGACCUCAAGGAGGACAGAUGGUUUGUCGUAGAAACUAACUAUGACCGUUGGAAACAUCCCUUCUUCCUCGAUGAUCGCAGAUCAGCUGCGAAGACGUGUCUGAACCAGACAACCCAGGAGAAUAUCUCAUUACCAACUUUAUACGAUACCCUGUCAACAAAACCUGUCCUCAACAAGCUGACUGUAUUCACCACCUUGAUGGACGUCACCAAAGGUCAGUUUGAAACUUACCUGCGGGAUUGUCCAGACCCUUGUGUAGGCUGGUGA